Molecule: messenger RNA, 1050 nt
Organism: Encephalitozoon romaleae SJ-2008
Lineage: Eukaryota; Fungi; Microsporidia; Unikaryonidae
Product: putative proline hydroxylase
Exons: 1
Coding region: 1-1050 (349 amino acids)
Molecular function (GO): oxidoreductase activity, acting on paired donors, with incorporation or reduction of molecular oxygen; iron ion binding; L-ascorbic acid binding
Source: RefSeq, a predicted model, not a curated record
AUGAAAAGGUAUGAAAGGCCAUUUCUUCACUUUGUAAAGGACGAUUUCCUAUCUCCCUCUGAUGUUGAAGCAAUACGAGAUGUACAUGGAAGAUGUGCAUUUCAAGAACUUCAUACAGAUCUGUUCCGGUUUUUGCAGACUGGCGAGCUGAAAGAAAGAGAGGAUCUUGCGUUCUUCAAAAGCUCUUUGAUGAAGGUUUUUGAGGAAAUCGGAGAUGAGAGAGGAGGAUGGAUAGAUCUAUUUGGCUCUUACUAUAGGAAAGGAGAUUAUCUUCUGUGCCACGACGACAAGACGGGGAGUAGAAGAUUUGCUUUCAGUUAUUACCUAGAGGAUUACGAUUCUGGUGAACUUAUUCUUUAUGAGAAUGAUUGCAUGACCGUUUCGAAGAGAGUUGAGGUGAAGGCAAACAGAUUGGUAGUAUUUGAAGUUUCUGACAUAUCAUUCCAUGAAGUUGGGUAUUGUGAAAAAGAUGGGAGACGGGCAUUUACUGGGUGGCUGAACUUUGCAGGAAUAAAGCACGACGGUGGUAGUAGAUCCAUGGAUGUACUCGGAAUAACCGGAUAUGAGACCUUUCCGUUGGAAGUAGAUUUCAGAGAGAGUUCCUUUGUAUUCUUUCCGGGUGUAGAGUAUGAUUUUGAAUGUGUCUCAAGAAGUGUUGAAGGGCCUUUUUACUUGCGGAGAGUGGAAAGAAUAGAGAUUAGCAAUCCCUUAGUUCCUACCAUGGAGGGUUGGAAGCUUAAGGAUGGAGGCUUCUAUCAUUUCAGAGUGGGAGAUUACAUACUUCUGAACGAUAGAUGUAAUACAGUGGAAGGAAAUGUAUGCGACCUGUUCUUUAUAGAAGGAGAAGAGGCUGCCUGCUGCGAUAACUCAGAAGUGUUUAAAGACCCAAUCAACCCAGUCAAGUACCUAGACGAAGAGGGAAGAUUUGUAUGCGGACUUCCAAUAACCAAAGGAAUGUUUGCUAUCAAACGUGAUGGAUUCUCCCUAUUUGUGGAAAGGUGCAAUAAGGAAUUCUUUUUAGCACAUUUCAUCUACGUUCAAGAAGGUUGA